Anopheles coluzzii is the source of this 1348-nucleotide messenger RNA. RefSeq lists its product as uncharacterized. The record is from RefSeq and is a predicted model, not a curated record. The transcript has 5 exons. The coding region runs from base 12 to 344 and encodes 110 amino acids. NCBI's taxonomy places the organism in Eukaryota, Metazoa, Arthropoda, Insecta, Diptera, Culicidae.
AUAAACAGAGCAUGGCCGCGAAGGGAGAGAAAGUGAUUCGAAGAAGCAAAAUGAGUAAGGUGUGGGUUGCCUUCGCCGUGUUCGGUGCAAUAUCCAUCCUGCCGCCCGCGUCCGGUCGCAUCGUUAAGCGCAGCUACUCGGAUCAAAGUGUGCGCGGCUAUCUGACGGAGCGUACCUGCUGGUGGAAUGAGGUGUGCAAGGAAGAAUUCCAGCAGCUGUUCCGAUGCCGCUGUCCACAGUGGUCGUACUGCAGAUCACCCGGCCGGUACUAUAACGCGUACUGCUCCAUGACGAACACGGGCUACAUCUGGACGCAACCGACGUGGGACUGGGAGACGGCUUAACCUCACCGGCUUUCGCGAUGGCAAGGUGGCGAUGGUGUGAUGUCUAUCCGCUGACGAGACGCCUCGAGACACACGCUGUCAUAACGAGCAGUGUGAGGAGCCGCUUUUGGAGAGCAGCGCCUAUCGUUUGUUGAAUCUGGAUUUUGUAAGGAUUACCAGUAAUUAAAGUGUUAAUUAAAAUUGCAUCAGUUUAGCUUAGGUUGGCGCACCGUAGCAGGUGGCCGUUUUGCGGUUAGCUAAACUUUCUACAUUAUUCUCAAUCCGUGCAGUAGCAAGAGCAGUGUUUAUGUAAUUUUAUGUUAUGCUAGAAGAAAAAACACAUUUCAUUUUCAACACCAUGUAAAGCUUUACUCUGUAAUACAUCAUGCAGACAGCACAAGUGUGCAAAAACGCAAGGAAACAAAACCAACAUCAUCAAAAACUAGAACGCACUAGAAGACCAAACGUUUUAUAGACUUACAUUUUUACACCAAACCAAAAAAAGAAACAUAAACAACAGCUACAAAAGCGACAUAAUCGAACCGAAAAACCAAAAACGGAAAUCAAAUUUACACUCAUCCGCAUAUCAGCGAACCUGAAACGUGUUUGUGUGAGUGUAUUUUAGCGUUUAGGGAACAACUAAUUUGGUAGAAACGCAUGUUUUGUAGCGGAUAGCGAUUAGUGAAUAGUGACCAAACCAAAAAGGGCCCUUAUAGUGCAGCUUGGUGUGCUUUAUUUUAAAGCCAGUCCGUGACACACGUACACGAAAUGGUUGUAGAAGCAGCCCGGGGGCGCAACGCAAUUGUUUCCUUUUUGGCUGUAGGGGUUUUUGGGGGUUUUCGGGGGAGACAAACACGGGAUGUCCUGCAGAGCGUUUUGCAGCUCAGCGGAGGAGAAUAUGUGUUAUGGUAUAAAUAAUACACGCACAAUGGAAGCUCAAUGUUUUAUUGAUUUAGUUGAAAACAGAAACCAACAGCAAGUGUGUUUUAAUGUUAUGCCGUUGAAUAAAAGUGCAACGAAAUAGA